Messenger RNA from Hordeum vulgare subsp. vulgare (domesticated barley), 2727 nucleotides. RefSeq names its product nucleobase-ascorbate transporter 11. Gene Ontology annotation, molecular function: transmembrane transporter activity. Gene Ontology annotation, biological process: transmembrane transport. Lineage: Eukaryota; Viridiplantae; Streptophyta; Magnoliopsida; Poales; Poaceae. The record is from RefSeq and is a predicted model, not a curated record. Bases 117 to 2522 code for a protein of 801 amino acids. Gene Ontology annotation, cellular component: plasma membrane. The transcript has 10 exons.
AACACAUCGACGUGGUACCCUUACCCGUCUCUCUCUCUCCUCAGCGGUCACUUGCUGAGCAGCUGCUGUGCUAGGCUGCUUCCACACUACUCAAGCUGUUGCGCGGUCUGCCGACGAUGCCGAGCUCCCGCCGAACCACCGCCCGCAGCGGCGGGGCCGCGCUUGCCCCUGGACGCGGGGAGGACGACGAGCGGGUGCCGCCCUUCACGGGGAACAACACCGACCACAACCCCCGGGAGUUGCGGUCCUGGGCGCGCCGCACCGGCUUCCACCCCUCCGCCUUCUUCUCCGGCGAGUCUGCAGUCUCCAACUCCUCCACCUCCACCGCGCGUCCCCCGCCGCCUCCGCCUCCCCCGGCAUCCUCCCGCCGCCCGCCGCGCCCUCCCGCGGCUGAAGAAACGCAGGACGACCCCGAUCCCGCGCCGCCUCUCGACCUCGACCGCCGCGGCCACCAAGGCCGCCCUCACCGCCGCAUCGACCUCCGCGGCGAGCUCGAGAUCCCGCCAGCCGCAGGCCCCGUCGAGGUGUCAGCGCAGCCAGAACCGGCGAGGAGGAGGGACGGCGUUGAGCGCCUGCUCGGCGAGAGGGGGGCGCUCAAUGUGGGCUGGAACGCCAACGGCGUGCGCGCCGACGCGGAUGCGGAUACGAAUGCGAGGAAGAAAGCGGAGGAGGCGGAUGCGAAGCGAAAGGAUGAGGAGGCAGAGGCGAGGAAGAAAAAGGAGGAUGAGGAGAGGGACGCGGAGCUGGCCGCGUACUACCAGCAGCAGUGGGCCAACGAGGAGGAUGGUGUUGCCGACGGUGUCCAAGGCGAGGAACUGGCGCCUCUUAAUCGGCCAUCAGGCCUCAGCUGCGGCGUCUCCGAGAACCCCGGGUGGGCACUCCUCAUAUUUUAUGGCAUACAACACUACUUGUCAAUAGCCGGUUCACUUGUUUUUAUUCCUUUGAUAUUGGUACCAACCAUGGGUGGAUCGGAUGUGGACACAGCUACAGUCAUCUCCACUAUGUUAUUAGUGUCUGGUCUUACAACAAUACUUCAUACUUUUCUUGGUUCUCGGCUUCCAUUGAUUCAAGGAAGUUCUUUUGUAUAUUUGGCUCCUGCAUUGGUGAUCGCGAACUCUGAGGAGUUCAGAAAUCUUAGUGAAGAUGUAUGCUCAAGUUCUAGACCCUCUUUACUUUAUCUGCACACUCCUCCUCAAGCUUCAGAUAAGAAAUUCAAGCACAUAAUGAGGGAACUACAGGGGGCUAUACUUGUUGGUUCAGUUUUCCAAAUAAUUUUGGGGUACAGUGGUCUUAUGUCACUGCUUCUGAGAUCGAUAAACCCAGUCGUCGUGGCACCAACUAUUGCUGCAGUGGGUUUGGCGUUUUUCAGUUAUGGUUUUCCUCAUGCUGGUAGUUGUGUAGAAAUAAGCAUGCCCCUCAUUGUAUUGCUUCUUCUGUGCACCCUGUACAUGAGAAAAAUAUCCCUGUUUGGAAACCAUAUCUUCCUCAUCUAUGCAGUACCACUCAGUGUUGGCAUUAUAUGGGUGUAUGCGUUCUUCCUAACUGCUGGUGGCGCAUACAACUUCAAGGGCUGCAGUUCAAGUAUACCCAGUUCGAAUAUAUUAUUGGGUUCAUGCAGAAGACAUGCAGAAAUUAUGAGGCGUUGUCGAACUGAUGUUUCUAAUGCUUGGAGUACUGCUGCCUGGGUGAGGGUUCCGUAUCCAUUGCAAUGGGGCCCUCCUACAUUUCAUUUCAAAACAGCUAUCAUUAUGGUGAUAGUUUCAGUGGUUGCAUCAGUUGAUUCGCUUUCAGCAUAUCAUGCUGCUUCGUUGCUAGUCAAUUUAAGCCCUCCAACACGUGGAGUUGUUAGCAGAGGGAUUGGCCUUGAGGGGAUUUCUACUUUUAUCGCCGGACUAUGGGGUACAGGAACUGGGUCGACAACAUUAACAGAGAACAUCCAUACCCUUGACACAACCAAAAUGGCCAGCAGAAGAGCUUUGCAGCUUGGGGGAGCCUUGCUGGUCAUUUUUUCUUUCUUUGGAAAAAUCGGAGCUCUCCUUGCUUCUAUCCCUAUUGCUUUGGCCGCCUCUGUUCUUUGCUUCACCUGGGCACUUAUUGUUGCACUCGGCUUAUCCACAUUGCGAUAUACCGAAGCUGUAAGCUCAAGGAACAUGAUAAUCGUUGGUUUUACCCUGUUCAUCUCCCUGUCCAUCCCCGCAUACUUUCAGCAAUACGAACCCAGCUCCAAUCUCAUUCUACCGGGCUAUCUUCUUCCGUAUGCUGCAGCUUCGAGUGGACCAGUUCACACUGCCAGUUAUGGGCUAAACUAUGCAGUGAAUGCUCUUCUAUCCAUCAACGUUGUGGUGGCUCUGGUUGUUGCAAUAAUCCUUGACAACACAGUGCCGGGAAGCAAGCAAGAACGAGGCGUAUACAUCUGGUCAGAUCCCAAGUCCCUGGAGUUGGAUCUUGCAUCCCUGGAACCCUACCGGUUACCAAAUAAGAUAUCAUGCUGGUUCAGAUGGGCUAAGUGCGUUGGCUAUUGACAUAGCAUGGCCCCCCUGCACUGGUUGUUCAUGCUCUGAGGUAGUGAUGCGAAGAUUCUGUAUUCUAUUGCAACAGUUUGUAUGGCAUUCAGGUAGAUUAGUAGGGGCUAUAGCUACUGGUGGUUCGUUCUGGGUUUCAGUCUGGAGCUCAUUGCAUGUAAAUUUAAACAGUAAUGAUAAUUGGCAACCAUUGUUCAGGAGUAAA